Molecule: messenger RNA, 678 nt
Organism: Penicillium crustosum
Lineage: Eukaryota; Fungi; Ascomycota; Eurotiomycetes; Eurotiales; Aspergillaceae
Exons: 2
Coding region: 1-678 (225 amino acids)
Source: RefSeq, a predicted model, not a curated record
AUGCAUCUUUCCACUAUUCUCCUCCUCAGCGCCUCUCUCGCUUCGGCACAAUACGGCCCAAGCCCGGAGGCACUAGAAUACCUCAAAAGCCUCAACGGCGCAAACAACGGCCAAAACCAAAACCAAAACCAGGGCCAGAACUACAACCCCGACCACAAUGGCAACCUCGGCAACUACGACGCCGACCACAACGACUAUGAAAACCUCCUCCCGAGUCCUCACACCCCAAUCCAAGCCCCAGCAUCAUCGCCAACCCCGAUCCACAGUACAUUCGUCGUGCGCCCUUCCCAGGCAUUCGUUGCUCCGUAUCAGGCCCCAGCACCGGGAUACGAGUACAAUUACCCAGCCCCGGCUGUCUCUAAACCACCUGCCACACAGCCAGUCCAGCAGGCUCCAGCUCGGGCUCAUAUUCCCCAGCACCCGGAAUCCAACCAAGACCAGUCCCGGGAUUCCCGUCGGUCCUAUGGAUUACCAUUCAAUUUAGAGGACGAGGACGAGGAUGCUUCGGCCGGAGCAUCGGGUGGUGCUGCACCGCAGGUUGCUCCGCCUGCGCUGUUCACGAACUCCAAGUUUGGGAAGGAUGAGGGGAAUACUUUCUGUACUGGAAGUUGUUUUAAGGAGGAGAGUCAGGCGAAGUGUGCGAAACCUUAUGGUUUGGAUCUAGAUAUUGGGCUGUGA